This is a messenger RNA of Plectropomus leopardus (leopard coralgrouper), 1974 nucleotides long. NCBI's taxonomy places the organism in Eukaryota, Metazoa, Chordata, Actinopteri, Perciformes, Serranidae. The record is from RefSeq and is a predicted model, not a curated record.
CGGGUUGCUUGAGUCCAUCAGUCUGGUCUCUUUGGUGGAGGCUACUGGCGCUGGAGAAAGCAGUUUCCUAUCAGCGUGACUUUUCCUGUGCGGAGGAACAAUACGCUCCACGAUGAGGCUGAUCUGUUGCUGCAGUGUUUUGCUGCUGCUCAUGCUCGUCCCCAGAUUCUGUCAAGGUGGCAACAUCUUGGUCUUUCCCACUGAGGGCAGCCACUGGAUUAACAUGGACAUCUUACUUCAAGCUUUGCAUGCGCGAGGACACAAUAUAACCAUUGUGAGGUCAAGCAAAAGCUGGUACAUCAAGGAUAAAUCCUCCUAUUACAAUGCUUAUACAGUUCAGGUGAAGCGGAGCUUAGAUCAGCAGUUCAUAACAGAUCUCGUGUAUGAGGUCAUUCAAUUUGAAAGGGGGGCUCUUCCCCUGACCAUUUUUCUCCACAUGACUGUAGGAAUGUUUGACACGUUCCUUGAAGCUCACAGAGCUGUGUCUGACUUUGUAUCAGCAAUGCUAGAUGACCAAGAGUUGAUGAGAAUCAUGAAGGACAGCAAGUUUGACCUGUUACUCACUGACCCCUGCUGGGGGGGUGGACCAAUUUUGGCCAAAUAUUUGAACCUUCCUUUGGUGUAUAAUGUUCGGUGGCUGAUAGCUGGUGAGGGUCAUCUUUCAAUUGCACCUUCACCGUUAUCAUAUAUUCCUAUUACAGGAAGUGGAAACACAGACAAGAUGACCUUUAUUCAGCGAGUUAAAAAUGUCUUUUUGCAUGUAAUUACUCAAACCCAAAAUGAGUUGGUGAAGCAGAUUGUUUACCAGAAACUGUGCGACAAAUAUCUUGGGCCCAAUAAUGACUUUUCCCAGUUACUGCUUGAUGCAGACAUUUGGCUGAUGAGAGCGGACUUUGUGUUUGAGUUCCCUCGUCCCACCAUGCCUAAUGUUGUCUAUAUGGGAGGAUUCCAGUGUAAACCUGCAAAACCUCUUCCUGAACACCUGGAGGAGUUUGUGCAGACUUCUGGAGAGCAUGGAUUCAUCAUGAUGUCUCUGGGGACUUUUGUGAGUGAAUUUCCUGCUGACCUAACAAACUACAUCGCUGCAGCUUUCGCUACAUUACCUCAGAAAGUCAUCUGGAGGCAUAAAGGUGAAAGACCGACCACUCUGGGCAACAACACUUUGAUAGUAGACUGGAUGCCACAGAAUGAUCUUUUAGGACAUCCCAAGAUGAAACUUUUUGUGGCUCAUGGAGGAACAAACGGGGUUCAAGAAGCUAUUUACCACGGAGUCCCAGUUGUGGGUCUGCCCUUGUUUUUCGACCAAUAUGACAACAACCUGCUGCGUCUGCAAGAGAGAGGAGGGGCUAAGAUCAUUACAUUAGCCACAAUGGACCAAGACGACAACUUCUUAAAGGCUAUUCAGGAAGUCCUGAAUGAGCCCUCCUACAGGAUGAGCAUGCAGAGACUCUCCAGGCUGCACAGAGAUCAGCCAAUAACCCCGUUGGAGAACGCCCUCUUCUGGUUAGAGUUUGUCAUGAGACACAAAGGUGCAGCUCACUUGAAAGCAGCAUCCUACAAAAUGCCCUGGUAUUCCUAUCACUCUGUAGAUGUGGUUUUGUUCCUGGCUGGAGCUGUGCUGCUCGUGCUUUUCAUUAUUUUCGUUUUCAUGAGGUGUUUAUUCACUACAUUCUGUAAACGUAAAGUGAAACAUGACUAAUCAUUUCAGCACUAUAAAUUCUGUACAUUUUUUUAAAUACAUCAGUGAUUUAAUCAUAAAUAAUCAUGAUUAACAUGAUCUUAUAUAAUGAAAGAUUGGAUUAGUUUGAUUUUUUUACAUGAUUCUGAUGCUGAUUUGGGCAUUACUAUAAGAGAUCAAUAUGAGGUUUGCUUGAAUGGCCAUAUGUUACUCAGUUACUCAGCAAUCACAUUGUAUGCUAUUUUAAUUUGUAUGAUUGUAUUUUAGUUAAGUAUUUGCAUAAUCAAUAUGGGUGU